Chanos chanos (milkfish) is the source of this 2160-nucleotide messenger RNA. RefSeq lists its product as uncharacterized. Lineage: Eukaryota; Metazoa; Chordata; Actinopteri; Gonorynchiformes; Chanidae. The transcript has 12 exons. The record is from RefSeq and is a predicted model, not a curated record. Gene Ontology annotation, molecular function: oxidoreductase activity, acting on paired donors, with incorporation or reduction of molecular oxygen, reduced ascorbate as one donor, and incorporation of one atom of oxygen. The coding region runs from base 102 to 2138 and encodes 678 amino acids.
UGUGGCCGGGAAUUGCUCUACAUAGUCAGGCUAUCAAGAUUUUGGCGGCUUGGUUGUGAAAUUCAGUCCUGAGGUGCUGGGGACGAUCUGGACUUUGAAUUAUGGCAAGUUUUCUUUCCAGAGCUGUGGCGCUUUAUGUCAUAUGUUUGUAUUUAUCAGAAUUUCUAAUUGUUGCGGCAGUUCGUGAAGGAAAUGCGAAAUUCUUAAGCAAUUUAAAAUCUAAGGUGCGAACACCUUUGACAUUUGACCACAGCACCGUUAACUUGAAAAUGAAAAGAAAUCCUACACAAACGACAGGAUUUGAACCGGGGGAUCUCGCGCAAGCUUUCCACGUAAAAACUUUAGACGGGGAAUUCAUCUAUCCAUUACCGUCAGAUACGAAUUCUUCGGUGGUCAUCCAUGCGUUCACCAACAAAUCGGGCUUUUUGGAAUGCCUUUGGACAUCCGAAGCGUCCCUUUCGGAUUUGGUGGACUACUUGCCCGCCACUGCACAAGUUUUGUUCUUGUCUCUGGACGACUCCGCAGCGCGCGAUGCGCUCUGGAUGAGAGAGCAGGUGCACAGCGUAGCUGCACGAAGGAGAAAAGAGGUCUUGUCGAGGCUACAUUUCUCACCUGUCCCCGUCUACGCUCUGGGCAACUGGAUCCCUGGCGUCCUCUACUCAUGGGGUUGCAACGGGCACAACUAUGGCCUCGCGCAAGUCUUGUUCUCCUCUCCAGAGUGGGCCAUAUCUGUGGUUGCCAAACGACUAGAUGCUAGAUAUGACUGGUUGUUUGGACACUGGUCUCAGGGCCCAUACAGGCUUGCCGAUGCAGGGAAUGGAUGUGAACCAUCUCCUUCAGUUGCCGGAGCUGUUGCUUGGAUAUCUGAGGACGGCUGCUCGUUUUUCAAAAAGGUUAAAAGCAUGGCUGAUUCUAAAGCUGCGGGGGUUUUGGUAUACGCACUGCCAGGCAACCCCAUCAAGGACAUGAACUGCCAAGAAGAUGAGUGUUACACUCAACUGAGCAUCCCUGCCGCUAUGACGCAUUUUGACGCCGGCGUUUUACGCGCCCUGCUAGCUGGGAAGCCAGUGAAUGUGUCGUUCCAAAUCACUCCCUCUCCAAGCUUCUUUUUUGGGAUAGACCAGAAGGGGGCGCUGUCAGAGAUGGGCUGGUUCCUUUACCCCUCUUUCCGAUUCGUAGCCUGGCAGGCACAGUGGUUUGACUUUCAUCGAGGUCUGCAGGAGCAUGUGAGCAAGCCAGCCACGGUGGUGUCUGUGUUCGAUCACCUGCAGAUGCAAGGGGAGGAUGGCGCUCAGGCUGUUGUGGAUCUUCCUCCAGAUGUACUGGAAUACGAUGUGCUUGAACUGGAGGCGGCCCUGACCUGCCCGGGCCGUCAGGACGAGACGUGCGCUCACUGGGACCACACGGUACAGCUCUUUGUGUGCUGCCAACAAUUCAGUCCCUACUGCAACAUGGAACUCGGUCGCUGGAUCACGGCGUUCCGCAGAGGAACAGGCCAUUGGGUGACCGACGUCUCCCCUCUUAUUCCUUUGUUGAAUCAUGAGAGAUGUGCGUUCACCAUGAAGACGGUGCCGUGGGCCAUGCCGUGGGUUACGUCCCUUAACCUACGUUUCAGUCAGAGCAACCACACAGGGAAUUAUUCAGAGACAUUGCAUCCAUUUAAUCUCAUUUUGCUAUAUAAUGGUGGAAAAUUUGACAAGGAUUACAACACCAGAUACAAAGAAAUCCAGUUUAAAGUGCCAGCAUCAACCAAAAAGGUGGAACUGUAUGCUGUAAUCUCCGGUCAUGGGAGCGACGAGUACGGCUGCUGUGAGUUCUGUGUAACUUCACAUCACUUCGUCGUCAACCGCAAGUUCAACAACUCUCUUGUGUUUGACACGGCAGGGACUGCUCUGGGCUGUACGCUGCGCGUGGUGGAAGGGGCCGUCCCUAACGAACACGGCACAUGGCUGUACGGACGGGGGGGCUGGUGUGACGGACAGCAGGUCAACCCGUGGAGGACUGACAUCACUAGCCAGGUGCAUAUAGGGGAAUCAAGUUCUAUUAUAUACUUCGGACUCUUUGAUGGUCGAGACCCAAAUCCGCAAAAAGAACCUGGCUAUAUUAUAAUGUACUCUUAUCUUGUGUUUUACAAAUGAUGUCCAAGAGAUUGAAUCCUUU